Messenger RNA from Eimeria tenella, 803 nucleotides. Its product is annotated as N-acetylglucosamine transferase, related. The transcript has 2 exons. Gene Ontology annotation, cellular component: endoplasmic reticulum; membrane. The annotation marks the transcript as partial. Gene Ontology annotation, biological process: GPI anchor biosynthetic process. The record is from RefSeq and is a predicted model, not a curated record. NCBI's taxonomy places the organism in Eukaryota, Apicomplexa, Conoidasida, Eucoccidiorida, Eimeriidae.
AUUUGCUGCUGAUUGUCACUCUCCACAUUUUCUACGUUUACCUUGUCUGCGCCCGUCUUCUCCACGUCAACCUCAAAAGCCUCCACUCUCUCUUCCUCCUCUUCAGGGGGCAGAAGUGGAACGUGCUGCGGCGGCGGGUGGACUCUGCAGACCUGCAAAUGGACCAGCUGCUGAUAGGGUGCAUUUUGUUUACAAUAACAGUUUGUCUUUUUCCAACAACUUUGCUGUUUUAUGUUUCUUACAUGUUGAUUUGGCUGCUGAUCUUCAGCACCCACUCCGUUCUCAAAAUGUCUCUUUUUCUCUUUUUGUCUUUCCCCACUUCUCUCCUUCUUUUCCGCGCCAGGGCCCCCCACUUGCUGACAGCAGGGGUCUCUUUCGAGCCCCUCACGGCCUUGAAAUCGGAGACAAACUGCAGCAGCAGCAGCAGCAGCAGCAGCAGCAGCAGCGGCGGCGGCGGCAGCAGGCGCCUGCAGCUGCAGCCGCACAAGCAGAAGACGCGCGGCGGCCGCAGCGGCCGCGGGUCGGUGUCUGCUGCGAAGCCAGGGAAGGCUGUCGAGCCCGCAGCAGCAGCAGCAGCAGCAGCAGCAGCGCGGAGCAGCAGCAACGUGUACUUCAUGCUGUGCGCGCGGCCAAUUACUUACGCAGACAUUCUGUGGCCCCCUAUUGCUGCUGCUGCGCGCAGCACUUUGGCUCCUCUCCAUCCUUCUGCACUUUUGCCAAAAAUCCUCCAGGGAGAUAUUGUGAGGCUGUCUCGCCACAACGCAGCAGCAGCAGCAGCAGCAGCAGCAGCAACGCAGCACUGA